Miscanthus lutarioriparius is the source of this 1188-nucleotide messenger RNA. The record is from the annotation of a GenBank genome assembly. Lineage: Eukaryota; Viridiplantae; Streptophyta; Magnoliopsida; Poales; Poaceae.
AUGCGGAUCGCGAGGCGGCUCUUCCUCGCGGCACCGGCGCUGCUGUUGGGUCUGCUUCUGCUCGUCGCGGGGCCGGUGGCGGCGCAGGACGCGGCGGUGGAGGGCGUGGCGCCGGCGGCGGAUGAGAUCGCUGCGGGCGCGAGGGCCAAGGAGGCGGCGGUGCUGGCCGCCGAGCUGGGGCAGCUCAGGGCGAAGAUCUCCGCGUUAGUCUCUCGCAUUGCAGAGCAGAACCUGGAGUUGAAGACCAAGAAUGAUGCAAUUGAAACACUGGAUGUGAUUGUCAAGGAAAAGUCACAGAAGAUAGCUACUAUGCAGAACGAAGUAACUUCCCUCGAGGCCAAGGGGUCUUUAGCUGCAGAGGAGCAGGCAAGCAAGGCCAAUGCACGGGCUAUUGAGCUUGAGAAGCAGAUCGAGAAGCUCAAGAAGGAUAUUACAGAACAAAAAAUAAAAAAAGCAGCUCUGGAGGCUAGGGCUGGCGAUGCUGAUAAGAAGGUGCAAGAGCUGAAUACGAAGCUGGAGAAACUCCAGAAGACAAGCAGUGAUCAAAAGCGCAGGAUUCAGAAGACUGAACACGCUCUUAAAGUUGCUGAGGAGGAGCUGAUGAAGGUGCAGUUGGAAGCAACAACAAAAGCUAAACAGCUGGGAGAGGUUCAUGGAGCCUGGUUGCCACCUUGGUUAGUGACACAUGCAGCACACUCUAUGGAGGUGCUGUCAAAUCACUGGAAUGAACAUGGGAAACCUGCCUUUGACAGCUUGUUGCAGAAGGCAUCAGAAAAAUCAGCACAGGCAAAGAAAUGGGCCGAACCCCAUCUGGAAACUGCUAAGACAAAAUGGAUGCCUGUCGCUAAAGAAAAGUGGGUUAUCUUGAAGAAAAAUGCAAAGCCUUAUGUCCAAAUGGUCUCAGAGAAAUCAUUGGAGGUUUAUCAAACAUCAAGUGACUUCAUCAGGCCUCAUCUUGUAAAUGCACAUCAAGUUGCUGACCCCUAUUUCCAGGAAGCCAAGAAAUUAUCCAAACCAUAUAUUGAUCAAAUUGCUACAGCUACUAAACCACAUGUUGAGAAAAUUAGAACUACUCUCAAGCCCUAUACUAAAAGAGCACGCCAUGUAUAUGGACAGUUUCUUGAGACAGCUACUACAUAUCAUCAGCAGUAUCAAGAAGCAGAAGAAGAAAACAUCACGGAGCAGUAA